AUGGCGGGUUCGCGCUCCCCUCACUAAUCCCUCCAGGGACGUAGCGACGCGAGCGCCCUUCUCAAAGAUGGACGUCGCUUGCGCGCCGCUGCCCGUUUGCCGAGGCGGCGCCUGAGGAGCCGCGCGGGAGGUCGAGGGAAGGCGGCCGCCUCGGGUGCGUCGGGGGCCGAGAGGCCGGUUUCUCCGGGGGUGGAGGAGGCGAGGCGGGCGCCUCGAUGGGGGACAGGAGCCCGUAUGGCGGGCUAGGGGUCGGGGCGAAGGAAGAGGAGCUUUUCCCGCUGCCUCCGCUGUUCUCCGCCGCCGCCGCCGCCGCCUCGCGUUUCCGCGCGAGGAGCUCAAGGCGGCGGGCCGGUGCCGGGGGGGGGGGCAAGCCGCUCCGCGGGUUUCGGGCUGAGCAGCGGCCUGCGCCCCCCCUAACUUGAUGCCACGCCAGGCCGGGUCUCCCCGGGGAUUCAGGGUCGUCGCAGGACCAGGCUAGGAAGAGAUUCAGGAAGGAGCAAGUGCUCCAGGCAUGGUUGAAGUGCGGAACUCACUGCCACAAGAUCCAGUGGUGGCCACCGGCUUAGAUUGCAACUCUUCCUGCAACUCUUUAAAAAAUAGACAAACUCUGUGCUCCUCACCGUGGUGCACCCAAGGUCAAUUUAUGAAUGAAGGGCAACCAUUCACGUGGAGGGGGAUGGCAGCCAUAUGCUUUGAAUGCAAAGGUCCUCUGUUCGAUCCCUGGCAUGUCCCGGGAGAGUUGGCCUGGCAAAGAGACCUGUUGUGAGCCAUGGGGAGCUGCUUCCAGUCAGGGGAGGCGAGGCUUCCUCAACCUCGGCCUCCAGAUAUUUUUUGGCCUACAACUCCCAUGAUCCCUAGCUAGCAGGACCAGUGGUCAGGGAUGAUGGGAAUUGUAGGGCCGAGGUUGAGGAAGCCUGGUGUAGGCAAUGCUGGACAGACUGUGUAAGGCAGCUUCCUGAGGUAGAAUGUAAAGGAGUCGGGGUGAAAUCGGGGGAUACUGCUGAGAUGGGGGCAACUUUGCUGUCUAGCCCUGAUAAUCUCAUUGAUGGAUGAGAGACGAAUGGGAACAUUGGAAGCUGCCUUCUGCUGAAUCAGACUGUUGGGCCAUCUAGCUCAGAUUUUCAGACCCAGGACUCACCUUUUAACUUAGCUGCAUUUGGGGAUCCCUUUCUGAAUUCCGUAUAUUUGUACAGUGGCACUGCUGCAACCUGGAAGUGGGUCCUGACCCACCAGUUGAAGACCAAUGCACUCAAGCAUGGCAGAACUUUGUUUUUUUGACUCCAAGGGUCGGUGUUUCUGUGUCUCGCAUAGUUUUAUGUAUGUGGUGCUGCUGUUGUUACAUCAGAAUGUUUUACUCAUGUCACUGCCUGAAUGGAGUCUGUGAGAUCCCCACUGUGCAUCUGCUGCCAUGUUCUGGAUGUGGUCUUUGUAUCAACUGGUAGCCCUAAUUUAAGAAGCUUUGGUGGCUAUAUGUUAGAAAUGAAAGGCAGCAGCUGCACACAACUGGUUUUCCAUAGGCUGAAGCAGCCCAAAAUCAAUGCAGACUAAUUUUUUCAGGGGUCACCCACAUACUGAAAGCAAUACUAGCCCUUGAUGGACAUGAGAAGUAACUUAAGUUCCAGGAGUAUGUAUUGUAGUAAUGUUUACUGAGGCCUUGACUCAUAGAUACCAACAGACAGGUCACGAAAGGCUCUAAAUCAGGGGUCAGCAAACUUUUUCAGCAGGGGGCCGGUCCACUGUCCCUCAGACCUUGUGGGGGGCCGGACUAUAUUGGGGGUGUGUGUGAACGAAUUCCUGUGCCCCACAAAUAACCCAGAGAUGCAUUUUAAAUAAAAACACACAUUCUACUCAUGUAAAAACACACUGAUUCCCAGACCGUCAACAGGCCUGAUUUAGAAGGUGAUUGGGCUGGAUCCGGCCCCCGGGCCUUAGGUUGCCUACCCUUGCUCUAAAUAUAUUGGAUGUGUAGCAGUUCAGGGGUGUUGGUGUUGUUUUGAAGCUAUUCUACCUGUACGUCAUCACCCCUCACCCCACCUGGAGUCAGGGGAUGAUUGGCAUUCCCAAAUAACAUCAAUGCAGAACUUGCACUGAUCAUCCAGUCAUAAUUAUGGCAGACGGAGGGAAAUUGUGAAGAUCUCUAAUGAGGAAAAAGAGCACUCUGUUUCCAUUGCUACUUGCUCAUCCAUGCAUGCGAAGGCACCAAACCAGGAGCAUAGAAAACUUAAGUGCUCAAAGCUUGUCAAGUAUUUUAUCUUUAUGCUCAUAUUCUAGAUUGAAGGGCUGAGGUUGACACACAAUGAUUUCCUUAAGGCCCCUGUAAAACUCAUGUCCAAGGUUAGAUUUGGCAUAGGAUUUUCAGCUCAUAGCUUGCACUCUUACCCAUUGCACCAGCUUUGUAGUUUGCCAAAGGCUUCUUCUUGAGGGCUUUGGUUGCAUUUAACAUUCUGUUGCUUCUCCCUUGUUCUCUCAGGUUGCAAUUCAGGUUGCCAUUAGAAAUGAAACUUUUGUUCAACAGUAUGGCAUGGUUUGGAAAGUGUCAUGGGUUGGAAAUAAGAGUUAAGAAGAGCUUUUGUUGACUUUUCCUCUGGCAGGUCAUUCAAGAUGUCAGAAGGAACCUCAGGUAACGAUACUGGGAAUCCUGGUGGCAGCAUCCGGCCUACGCUUAGUGCUGCACGAGGGUUGAUAGGGAGAAGAACCACUGCCCCAAUUACCCCAGGCCGGCUGCCCUCCAUUCGCUCCAGAGACCUGACUCUUGGUGGAGUUAAAAAGGUAAGUGUUUAAUGUUUAAGGAAAAACCCUGUAAGAUACUCUCUUUUCUACACACACACACAUUUCUAGGAUGCAGGUAUAAAAGAGAGACUGAAAAAUGUUCUUUUCUGAUCUGGAAUCGAAAUUCCCAUGUUGUUAAGGGAUUAGGGCAGAGGGCUAGCAGUUGGAACCCUUGAUUCUAAUUCAUGGCACAGUGUUCCCUUCUGGCCUUCAGCAAGUUAUUGAUUCUUACUAUGUUUUGUUUCCUUAUCUAGGAAGUGGGAGUAAUGUGUAUCUACCUAUUUCAACAGUAGGUUUAAUCAGUCCGUAAUUUAAUGUUGAAAUUCCUACCUAAUGGAAUUUUUAUUUUUUUUUUUAUAUAAUUUUUUAAUUGAUUUUACAGACAAGUUUUAUACAAUACAAACAAAUAAAAAGACAUACAAACAUGUAUAGUUUCAUAACCUUUUUUUUCAUAACCCUCUCUUCUCGGACUCCCCCAAACCUCCCCUUCCUACAUCCCAAUUUCCAAAAUUAUUUCAGCAAAUUCUAAAUAAUUUUAUCAAAUAUAUUUUUCUUAUUUUUUUUUCUUCAACUUAAUCUUAUGUCGCUGUAAUCUCCUUUUCUUUCUCCAAACCUCGACAUUUUAACAUUCCUCAAUUUUAUGAUAGUUCUUUAGAUAGAUUUUAAAUUUCUUCCAAUCUUCUUCCACCGUCUCUUUCCCCUGCUCACGGAUUCUGCCAGUCAUCUCCGCCAAUGUCAUAUAGUCUAUAACCUUCAUCUGCCACUCUUCCAAGGUGGGUAGUUCUUCUGUCUUCCAAUACUUUGCGAUGAGUAUUCUUGCUGCUGUCGUAGCAUACAUAAAAAAAGUUCUGUCUUUCUUUGAUACCAAUUGGCCGGCAAUGCCCAAGAGAAAGGCCUCUGGUUUCUUCAAGAAAGUACAUUUAAGUACCUUUUUAAUUCAUUAUAUAUCAUUUCCCAGAAAGCCUUAAUCUUUGGGCACGUCCACCAAAGGUGAUAAAAGUACCUUCAGUUUCUUUACACUUCCAACACUUAUUAUCAGGCAAAUGAUAAAUUUUUGCUAGCUUGACUGGAGUCAUGUACCACCUAUAGAUCAUUUUCAUAAUAUUUUCCUUUAUGGCAUUACAUGCCGUAAAUUUUAUACCGGUGUUCCACAACCAUUCCCAGUCAGCAAACAUAAUGUUAUGACCAAUGUCCUGUGCCCACUUAAUCAUAGCUGAUUUAACUGUUUCAUCUUGUGUAUUCCAUUUCAGCAGCAAAUUAUACAUUCUUGACAAGUUCUUAGUAUUGGGUUCUAACAGUUCAGUUUCUAAUUUUGAUUUCUCCACCUGGAAGCCAAUUUUCCUGUCUUGUUUAUACACCUCCAUUAUUUGAUAAUAAUGGAGCCAAUCUCGUACUUUGGGUUUCAAUUUCUCAUAGCUCUGUAGCUUCAACUUAUCUCCAUCUUGUUCCAAAAUUUCCCGAUACUUUAGCCAUUCGGCUUCCAUAUUAAGCUUUUUCAACGCCGUGGCUUCCAAAGGUGACAACCAUCUAGGGGUCUUACUUUCCACCAAAUCUUUAUAUCUUAUCCAAACGUUAUAUAAUGCUUUCCUGACAAUAUGAUUUUUAAAGGCCUUAUGCACCUUGAUUUUAUCAUACCAUAAAUAUGCAUGCCAACCAAAUGUAUUGUUAAAACCUUCUAAGUCCAAGAUGUCUGUAUUCUCGAGGAGCAUCCAUUCUUUCAGCCAGCAAAAAGUUGCUGCUUCAUAAUACAGUUUUAAGUCCGGCAGGGCAAACCCCCCUCUUUCUUUUGCAUCCGUCAGUAUUUUAAAUUUUAUUCUGGGCUUUUUGCCCUGCCAGACAAAUUUCGAAAUAUCCUUCUGCCACCUCUUGAAACAGUCUAUCUUGUCUAGAAUUUGUAAUGUUUGGAACAAGAAUAACAUUCUAGGCAAUACAUUCAUCUUAAUAACUGCAAUUCGGCCUAACAUUGACAAUUUCAAAUUUGACCAUAUUUCUAGAUCUUUUUUAAUUUCCGACCAACAUUUUUCAUAAUUGUCUUUAUACAGGUUCAAAUUUUUAGAUGUCAAAUAAACCCCUAGGUAUUUCACCUUCUUUACCACUGUCAAACCUGUUUCAUUCUGAAACUUCUCCCUCUCCAUGACUGUUAAAUUUUUUUCCAAAACUUUAGUCUUUUGUUUAUUCAAUUUAAAUCCAGCUACCUGGCCAAAUUCUUGGAUUAGCUCCAACACCCUUUUUGUACUAGUGUCUGGCUCUUGUAAAGUAAGUACUAAAUCAUCUGCAAAGGCCCUUAACUUGUAAUGUUUAGCUCCGACCUGUACACCUUUAACCUGCUGGUCAUCUCUAAUCAUAUUUAGCAACACCUCCAGAACAGAAAUAAAAAGUAAUGGGGAAAUAGGGCACCCCUGUCGUGUCCCUUUUUCUAUUUUAAAUUCUUCAGUUAUCACAUUAUUUACAAUCAAUUUAGCUUUUUGUUCAGUGUAUAUGGCACCCAUACCAUUCUCGAAUCCUUGGCCUACCCCCAUCCCAUGAAGAUUCUUUUCAUAAAACUCCAAGAAAUAUUGUCAAAGGCUUUCUCCGCAUCUACAAAGAUCAGAACUGCUUUAGUGUUUAUAUUCACCUCUAAUAAUUCCAAAAUGUCUAUUAUGUUCCUCACAUUGUCUGAUAAAUGCCUUUUUGGGAGAAAGCCUGCUUGGUCCUUAUGAAUCUUCUCCAUCAACACUCUUUUCAAUCUUUUUGCCAAAAUGUCUGCAAAAAUUUUGUAAUCCACAUUAAGUAAUGAUAUUGGGCGGUAGUUCUUAAGUUGAUUCUUUUCAAUCUCUGUCUUUGGUAUGAGUGUAAUGUACGCUUCUUUCCACGAUUCUGGUGCCCUUUUCCCCUCUAAGAUCUCAUUACAGACUUCCUUUAAUGGUUGUACCAACCACUCCUUCAAAGCCUUAUAAUAUCUGGAAGUCAGUCCAUCUGGUCCUGGAGAUUUGCCCAGUUGCAUGUUUUGAAUGGCACCCUCUAUCUCUUGAUCUGUUAUUCUCUGAUUUAGAUCCACCUUACUUUGGUGAGAGAUUUUUUUGUAGUCCAUACUUUUAAGAAAUUCUUCUAUAUCCUCCUCCUUCUGUGGUCCUUGUGAAUAUAGUUUUUAAAAUAACUCAAAAACAAUUUCUUAUCUCGUUAGGUUUAGAUAUAUUCUUUCCAUCCACUUCUAGGCUUGUAACUGUGUUUAGUUUCUGCCUUUUCUUCAAUUGCCAAGCCAGAAGUUUACCACAUUUAUCUGCAGAUUCAAAUGUCUUUUGUCUCAUUUGUUUUAUCUUCCAUUCAAUCUCUUGAUUCAUCAAUUCCAUGUAUUGUGUCUGGUAUAACUUAAUCUCUCUCAAAAUCUCCUGGGACUUUGGUUUUGAUCUCAAUUUCUUCUCUCCUUCUUUUAUCUUUUCCAAGAUCUUGUCCUUCUUCUCAUUUUGCUUUCUCUUUUUUACAGAAUUUUGUUGAAUUAGAAAUCCUCGCAUCACUGCUUUACUUGCGUCCCAGAUCACUCUUUUUCUACAUCAGUUUUUAGAUUUAUUUCAAAAUAGUCCUUUAAAAUUUUUGGGCCUUUCUGUGGAUCUCCUCAUCUCGAAACAGGGUGUCAUUCAUCCUCCAUCUGAAUUGACCAGUUGUUGUAAGUUUCAUUUCCAUCUUCACGGCGUUAUGGUCGGAGCAGGUCUUUGGGCAGAUUUCCACUUUUUAAUCUUUGGAGCCAACCCACUAGUAAUCCAAAUUUGAUCGAUUCUGGUCCAGGUCAUCAUUGCUUCAGAGAAAAGGUUCCCUCUCUCUCGAGAGGAUUCCUUGUUCUCCAAAUAUCAAUCAAGUCCAUAUUUUCAGUUAUUUCAAAGAAAGUCUUUGGUAGUCUCCCAUCUCUGGUGAUUACCUGUCUUUGUGCUUUGUCCAUAUUUGUAGAUACCACUCCAUUCAUGUCUCCCAUCAUGAUUAAUUUGUAAUCCAAAUAGUCCAACAAUGUCUCAUGCAACUUCUUAAAAAUUCUGACUUCCCUUCAUUAGGUGCGUAAAUCCCUAGUAUCAAAAAUUUUUCACCUUGAAUUUGCACUUCAAUUGCCAAAUACCUUCCUUGUUCAUCUUUAAAUAUAAACUUUGGGGAAAGUUUUUUCUUUUGCAUAGAUUACCACUCCUCUUUUCUUAACUUUAUCCGAUGAAAUAAAUUCUUGACCUAAUCUCUUAUUGACGAGUAGUUUCCUAUGCAAUCUUGUUAUAUGAGUUUCCUGUAAACAAAUUAAGUCCAACUGCUCUUUUUUCAAUAAAUGAAAUAUAUUUUUCCUCUUUCGCGGAAGGUUAAGUCCGUUACAAUUCCAACUUAGAAGUUGCAGGGCCAUCCUGAAGCUAUUUGCCUCCUGUUGCUCCGAGUAGUUGUUCUUCUUCUGUUGGUGAUUUCAGUCCAAACGUCAAGUUUAAAAUGUCUGUUGCGUCUUUCGAUUCUGGUGUUAUUUCCUCUCCGACUGUUCCUUUCAGAAGGUCUUCCCUAUAGUGAUUUAAAAAUUGAUCUCGAUCUUCUACUGAUCUUAUCCUUAUUUUCCUACCUUUGAAUUUAAAAGAUAGGCCUUGCGGGAAUUCCCACCUGAAAGGUACUUCGUUCUUCUUCAGCAAUCCGACCAGUUCUUUAUAGUUUGUUCUUGCGUCUAGAAUUUCCUUUGGAAUAUCUUUAAAAAUCUCCACAAAAGAAUCUUCGAUCUCGAGUGUUCUUUGAAAAUGCAGGCUCAAUAUUUUAUCUCUCUCUUCUCUUGAUCCUAAUGUUAUUAGGCAAUCCCUUGGCUUCUUCCUGCCUUGUGCUCUUCCCAGUCUAAAGGCAGUGACUAUUUUAAUUUCUUCUUUCUCUAACUCCUGUUGCCAAAAAUCCGCAAAUUCUUUAGAAAGGAAGUUCGCCAAGUUAUCUCCUUCACUUUCAGGCACCGCUCGUAGUCUUAAAUUUCUGUCUCUUCUCUGCAAUUCAAGCAUAGACAGGGCCAAUGUGUGAUCUUCUAACUUUUUGCAAACUGGUACAAUUUUUUCCUGUGUAGCAUCCGCCGAGACUUUAGCCUCAUCAGCAGAGACUUUGGCUUCUUCUGCGAUUUUACGUAUAUUGGCAGAGUCCUCUAAUAUUUUAUUAAUAGAUUCUGUAUUAGAUGUCACCCUUUUCCCUAAUUCAUUCACACUUUGUGUAUUCUGAUCAAGUUUAAUUGAGAGUUCUGUCAAUUUUCUGCUAUUUUCCACCCCCUGCUUUGUCAAAGAUUCCAAAGACUCAUUUAUUUUAACCAAAGCUUGUGUUACAGGAUCUGAUGACAUUAUUGUUCUUGUCUGACCAGUUGCAGCUGGUGCCACUGGGAUGCCUGGGACUGAAACUCUUCGCUGUGAAGAUUUUACUUUGUAUUGUCUCCCAGACCUGGUUGUUGUCUCUUCUGGUGCACCACUCAUGCCUAGCCAAGGUCACUCUCACAGCUGUUAGUUGUUUUUCAAGGGAAAUUUCCACUGCCUUAGUAGUUACAAUCCAAUUUGCAACAAUUAUCAAAGUGCCCUCUAGGGGAAGAAAGUUUCCAAAACUAAACAAAAUGUCUUACAGCCAAAAAUUCCCCUGAGGUUUCCCAGUAGUCAAUUGUAACAGUUCUUAUAUUUUCAGAGUUCAACAAACCUGUAAUUUAGUAUCUCUCCUGAGCUGAGUAGUUUAAAACAAUGUAACAAUCCAAGUGACAGUUCACUGACAGUUCUCUCUCUCCAGGUUCCUUUGCCCCGGCAGUCCGUUUCAGGGGUGUUUGACACAGUGGUGAAAAGUUUUUAAAGUCCUUUUCUGGCAGGUUCUAAUCACAGUUUCCUCCCCUUUUGCUCCUGCCUACCAAAAGGGGGGAAGUUCACAGUUUAUGUCUGGUUCUCUUAACUCUUUGCGAUCUCUCAAUGGUUACAGCUUUUAAUCCUUCUUUGCUUUAUCCUUAUGCAGUCCGGGAAAGGCUGACUUCCUUACUUUAAACCAAUCCCGUUUUCAGCCAAAUUUCAAAAAGAUAGUUGUAAAUCCCAAUUAGGUCUCAGUCUUACUCACGAGUUUUGCUUUAUAAUCCAAUUUUCAGGAAGGAAUCGGCGCUCUCCGGCUAUGGCGAUGCGGCUUCGCUUCACAAGCUAGGUAUCGGCUCUCAGCACCGCUUCUCCCCCCGCUGCCGUUCCGGAGCCUUUAAAAAGGCUCCCUUGCGAUUUCGGGGGGGCGCGAUGGUGCCCACCGAGCCUCCUUGUUCACAGGCUUCCGCGCCUGUAAUUUUUGAGGGUCCCCGCUUCGCCGUAGCGACAGGACCCGAACUUGUAAAGCAGACCCCCUCCGGAGCUCGGAGGGAAAUCCGCCAUUAACCGAUGGCGCCGACCGGAAGUCCCCCCUAAUGGAAUUUUUAACCUUUCUGGUUGCAGGAAACUCAGAAUAAACAAUAAACAAUGUGUGGUUUACCCAAUAAUGUGGUUUACCUCCUCUGAGCCAUCAGAUUCCAAAGAAUGCCAGACCGCCUUUUGGGUUUCCUAUGCAGUCCAAUACAUGCCUACUGAGAAGUAAGACCAAUUAAGUUCAAUAAGGUCCAGAUAAGUGUGUAUAGGCUUGCAGCUGUAGUGGAUGAUUAGCACAGUCUGACACAAUACAACUUUUGUUCUUAAAUAUACUGAAGUAGUUUGAUAAGAAGAGGUUAUACAUACUACAUCAUGAUCCUUGCUGUACUGUUGUUUUAAAUAAAAAUAUUUUUUGUUUUGUUUUUACAAAAUAUUAUACAGGUGGUUUUUAUGUAUAGGAGGUUAAAUCAUAUUAACAGGUCAUCAUCACUGUUGGAAAAUGUGACUCAGAUUUAAAGCAGUGGUUUUCAAACCAUGUUUCAGGAACCCUGCAGUUCCUUGGGAACUUAUCAGGGAAAAAUAGUUUAUUGAAAAAAACAUUUUACCCACCAUGAUCAGUUUGCCAUAAGUUGCAAGGGAAUAUUGAGCGUAUUCUAAAGUGCACAUUUACUUUGCAAAGAGUGGUGUGAGGUCUGGUUUGCCAGGCAGGGCCUAUUAUCAACCAAUUGUGCAUGUUAGAACAUGCCUCAGACUCUUCUACAGCAUGCAUGGCUUCUGUGGGAGAUGACUUAAUGUGGAAUUUUCUCUGAAGGUGAAAAGUUUGAAAACCUCAGGGUUGAAACCAGAAGUGCGCUUCCAGCAAACUCUAAAACUUGUGGGUUAUCUGAAAGAUCUAGCUCAGUUCAAUCUGGAAUUGAUAGUGAAUGUAUUGACAAAAAAAAAAAAGGAAAAGAGAUUUACAUAUUGCCAACUAAAACAUAACCAUUAAGGCAAGUUGGAAGGUCAUUAUGAUGGUUAAAAUGACCUAUUUGGCAAGAGUUUUAUGAGGGAAUUGUAUGUACUGUACUAAUAGCUUCCAUAUGAAAGGAAUUUGGUUUGAUUACUGGAACUGAUUUAUUGCAUACCAAGAUGUUUUGUUAAGAUUAAUAACUUUGUCGUUUCUCUCUCUUGAUUUGAAUGUAAUGAAAAGGAGGAGUGUCAGGUCAUGGCUGGUGCAGUAAUUCCUGUAUUCACUUACAGCACUCAUUGCACUCCAGAAAAUUUUCUGGAAAUGUGCAUAGGAUUAUUUGCAUCAGAAAAGAAAAAUCAGUUUGCAUUUUCAGAUGCCCAAGAGAGUGAUCUAAUUUAGCAUGCUUGUUUUACUUUUAUUUAGUAAACAAAUCUAAAAACUUUGAAACUGUCAAGCAUGCCUAAUAAUUGUACUGCAAUUGGCAAUACAAUUUAUUGUUAAUAAUGAACUUAUGAAAUGGAAAAAUGUCCACAGAAAAAUAAAGCACUGGAAAAUUUUCCACUCAUUGGUCCUGGAGUGUGAAAGACAAGUUGCUUUUUAAACCUCCUAGGAAGUUGUAUAGCAGCCUUCCCAAAUCUGUGGUUUGGACUACAAAUUCCAUCAGUCCAGCUAUGUAUUUUCUGAGCUUGAAAUGCUGUCCAACUAGUUCCAUAUUGCUUCUCAGCACACCUUACUAUUCCUGUUGGUACUGUUUUUCUGGGAGGUUAGUUAGAUAUUUUGGUCCUUCUGUGUAGGGUGGUGUUCAAAUGACAAACCUACAUGGAACACCUGUUGGGCUGUGAUAAACCAAGGAAAGGGUGCCAAGCAAGGUGGGAAGAAGAUUAUCUAGGAGCCAAAUAUUUGGAGUGCCUUUCCAGAAUGUAAGACUUAAUUAGCACACCUGCCCAGGAAGCUGGCAGAUACCUGAGUGUCUUAUUAUAGUUCAUGCUGUACUCAAGCCUUUCUUCUGAGAGCCACAACACCAAUGCUGGUCCCCAUGUUAUGCAGGACAGCAUGCUUGCUUUACUACUGUUGCAGACACUCACUGCUGUUCCCAUCUUGCAGAUGAAGAGAACUGAGCACAUAAGAGGGUGACUGGUCAAUGGCUAUAUAGUGAUUAAUUCUCCCAUUUGGCCCUUGGACUACAGUACACUGUAUGUCAGUACCUCCUGAGGUAUAACACCAUGAUCAAUAUUCACCUCUAACUAAGGUGUAAAUCCUUGGUCAGGAAAAAUCCCAGACACUGCAGCAGAAUAUUCCUGAUAAGUAUUCUCUUUUUUAUAUGCUGGUGUCUUUGUCCAUGGAGUUUUCUUGGCAGGGAUACUGGAGUGGCUUUCCAGUUCCUGCUCCAGGUGGAUCACGUUUAGUCAAAACUCUCCACUAUGACCUGUCCAUCUUGGGUGGCCCUGCACAGCAUAGCUCAUAGCUUCUCUGAGUUAUUCAAGCCCCUUUGCCACGACAAGGCAGUGAGACAUCACCUUGCCGACAAAGGUCUGUAUAGUUAAAGCUAUGGUUUUCCCAGUAGUGAUGUAUGGAAGUGAGAGCUGGACCAUAAAGAAGGCUGAUCGCCGAAGAAUUGAUGCUUUUGAAUUAUGGUGCUGGAGGAGACUCUUGAGAGUCCCAUGGACUGCAAGAAGUCCAAACUAUCCAUUCUUAAGGAAAUCAGCCCUGAGUGCUCACUGGAAGGACAGAUCCUGAAGCUGAGGCUCCAAUGCUUUGGCCCCCUCAUGAGAAGAGAAGACUCCCUGGAAAAGACCCUGAUGUUGGGAAAGAUUGAGGGCACAAGGAGAAGGGGACGACAGGGGACGAGAUGGCUGGACAGUGUUCUUGAAGCUACCAGCAUGAGUCUGACCAAACUGCGAGAGGCAGUGGAAGACAGAAGUGCCUGGUGUGCUCUGGUCCAGGGGGUCAAGAAGAGUCGGACAUGACUAAACAACAACAAUUCUCUUUUUUAUUAUUAUUUGUUUUCCAAAUUAUUACAAAUCCAUCCAAAUUACUUUAAUUUUAUAUAAUUUAUUAAAAUCAGGUUUCCCACUCCUGUUGCAGACAUAUGUCCAUCUCUUCCUCCUGUUUCCACAUCUUCUCAUCUUUUAUUUCCAUUUCAUCUAUUACUUGUUGUUGUCCAUUCUUGCAGCAAGCCAUAUUUUCCUCCUCACAGGCAGCACCUCUGUCAUCUCUUAUAAAUAUUAAAUCUAUUUAACGUGUGCAGUCCUGCAUAAUCUUCAUGUUGUCUCAGACCUAGUGUGCUGGGAGAGUUGAAUAUUGUCUAUCCAUUCUUUGCUGCACAAUCAAUCUAAGGUCCCAGGGUGCAAUGUUUACAAGACCACGUUCCCACUUCCGCUGUUGACCACUUAGACACAGGCUGUGGCUAUAAAUAACUUGCAGAGAACAAAGCAACUCUUACAAUUAAAAGUCCACUCUGGAGUUCUUCCUCAGCGGACAGUUACAGCCAAAACCUUUUUCCAAGUACAGCCCUUUAUCAGAUCUAUGCAGCAGCUGCUCAGUCUUCUUACUCAGCAUUUUUGCAGGGGGGGACAAGAGAGAAAAGAGACCAUUUGAAAGCCAUAUAAAAGCAUAAAGCGCCUUGUCCUCCCUUUCUAGCUGUUGUGAGGAAUUUCAAACUUUAGAAAAAACAUUCAAAUACCUUCAAAGAACCAGACCCCGUCCUUUCGGCAGCUGAUUGAUUGCAACCUGUUAUCAUAUGUUGUUUCAGGAGCGCCUUUUGAGUAAACGCCAAUAUUCCAGAUUAAUGAGGAACCAGUCACAGACAAUGCCACGGGUGGAGGCUUGUCCAUGGCAGGGACACACUCCCAGGUCGCACCCGUUCUGCCUUUCAAAUUGGCAGACACGGGCUUAAGUGGCACAGCGGGAUGCAGUGAACUCCCCAGAACCCACUGGGGGGCAUUGCCAGGAAUUUCACCUCAUAAAUCCUGGCUUACCCCUGCCUGAACCUCCCCACAGCCCUGGAGGGCAGAGGAGAGCUAGCGCCAUGAAUCGUGACAUCAGCAAGAACCCCUCUGAUGCGUAUUCUCAUGCUUUUAUCUUUCUCCUUCCCUUUACUCCCCCCGCCCCUGCCUUACUUUGGAGACAGAUACGCUGCCCAACAUGUAGCCACCUGUGGCUGCACAGCUAUAUUAUACUCCAGGGCAGUGGCGGAAGAAGGCAGGUGGGGGGGUGCGGUGCGCCCUGGGUGUCAGCCAUGAGGGUGGGUGACAUUGCCGUGCCACCCCCCACCCCAGCCCACACUUGCUGCGUGGGCUGUACCCCGCUAGGGACAAUGCUGUCACGGGCAGCUAGCGGCGCCUGCCACCCGGGCGCUCGCUGCGCAGGUGGCAGGCGACUAGGGACGCUCACUGCGUGGGCGGCUAGCCCCACCCUCGCGCCACUCCGGGUGCUGGGGCAGCUAGCUCCGCCCCUGCUCCAAGGAUGGGGAACCUGUGACCCUCCAAACAUUUUUGGCCUUCUGUCAGUCCCAGCCAGCAUGGCUAGUGGUCAGGGAUGACGGGCAUUGGGAGUCCAUCAGCGCAAGGUCCCCAUCCCUGUCAUAGUCCUAGCUCUCUGCCUUCCAUCAGUGUGGCAUAUUUGCUUUUCAUGAUCAUCUGGUCCAGUAUUUUGUUUCCAAAUGCAUGGGCACAACAAACUUUAUUUUUCCUCUGCUGCAUCUGGUAUUUGUAAAGGUUCUAUUUAUCACAACCAGUAACCAUUACUUAGCCUUAUGCUCCAUGAAUUUGUGGAAUCUUGUUUUAAAGACAAGUAGGUUAGUCAGUGCUUGCUAGCAGCAUCCUACCUAUAUACCUGUCAUCAGUUUUGUAGGGCCCAAUAGGACUUAGCUGCUGAUUUGCUUAUAGUUUGUCUCAAAUUCCCCCCGGUGGGCCUGGCAGACCACUUUGGAAACCUGUUCUUUGGCACAGAGCCCAUGUGGUCUGAGUGCUGGUCAACUAAGUCUUAUUCAAGGGAGGCCUAUUGAAAUUAAUGGACCUAACUUAGCCUUGUUCAUUAAUUGUAGUGGUUCUACUCUGAGUAAAACUUAGCUGAAUUCCACCUGAGUUCAGAUCCCUCUGAAUUUGAUGGGUGGUUUACAAACCUCCAUUUUGUAGUAGUAGGAAAAACAGAGCUGCUGCUCUGCUUUUUUACAAUAACAAUUCAGCAGCUAGACAACCAUAAAUCUCUGUCAAAAUCUGAAUCCUUUUUCCUGUAUACAUUACAUACAGUUACAGAUCUCUGUUGUCUGCAAAGUUUAUUCUGUUUUUGCUAGCUAUGGGAAUAAAGGGAGCAAAGAGCUACAAGGAGCGCGAAGGACCUCAUGGCUGGAAUCCUGCUCAGCCCUCCUGACUUGAGAGACUGGUUUUAACCCCACCCCACCCCCUGUUUCAAAUUACAUUUUUUGGUAGCAAUAACAGUUAGGAACCAUACUUGAAAGGGAGAACUGUUCAAAUUCCAGACUUGGAAGAUGUGUGGCAGGGAGGGGAGGCGACGGAAUAUGGGCUGGGGAUAACCUUGACAGAUAAUCAUGGAAGAAUAGAUCAGAGGUGGCAGAGUAUAAAGAAGAUAAUUGAGGGUCUGGACUGGCAGUGUUGUAAGUGGAUUGUACUAGACAUCGUUUGGUGGAAGCAUAAUGGCCCUGCUGUUUAGAUGGAGCUAAAUUAUCCUGCUAUAUAUAUGAAACUAGGUAUCUUUUGUAAGCCACCUUGGGAGGAUUUUCCCCUCAAAGGUGGCAUACAACGAUGGUACUUUAAAUAUGUAAUAAAUGAAUUUGCUUCUGCAAAGAGAAAGCAAUCCAAGACUUCCAGGAUUGCAAAUACUGUAACAUGUGGGGGAUAUGUUCCAGGGGCUCCGUGUGCAUAAGUGAAAUCACAUAAAGUGGGUAGCAGCCUCCCAAUGCCUGUUUUUUCCUGCUUUCCAGCAAUCUCUCCACACAACUCUCUCUCCAACCAGAGCUGAAGCUCUGAGGCUGGCUGGAGGAUGUGUAGAAAAGCAGUGGCGGCGGCUGUUGCGCUGCCCCGCAUGUCAGCUGUGGCUGAGCAGCCCAAACAAAGCCCCACUGAGCCUCCGGUCCCUUUGGGACUUCCUUGGCCCUCACUGACGUCCUCUUUGGGCUCCAGAGAGGGACUCCUUGCGAGUCACAAGGACUCUCCAGCCCUCCCCUGCCAUGAUUCUAUUUAUUUAAUUUAUUUUCCAGCACCACGCAUAUAUGCGGUCACACACAAGUAGAACGCGCAUAAGUUGAGGGGAUGCCUGUACAAAACGCCUCCGUUUUGGAACGUUUCAGCUCCCAAAUGCCCAAAACCUGGAAGUAAGUGUUCAGUUUUUGAACGUUUUUCGGAAGCCAAAUGCCCAACGCAGCUUCCACUUGAGUGCAGGAAGCUCCUGCAGCCAAUCAGAGGCCGCGCCUCGGUUCUCGAACAAUUUGGAAGCCGAACGGGCUUCCGGAAUGGAUUACAUUCAACAACCAAGGUUUGCCUGUGUUGUAGCUUUUCUUUGCUUGAAUAGAAUUGUGGAAUAUGUACAACCACAACUGUAGUGAGCUGCACUUUGCAGAACUGCUUGGAAAUGGUGAAGUGUUUUGCUUCUUAAAAGUGCUAUAGAAAAUGAGUAAUCCUAAAGGUAAGGUUACUCUGUGCUGAGGAAAUGGAGUGACACAAAGUUACAAUAAUGGCCAAUUUUGCAUACUUGCUUCUGAACUUAAUACUAAGGUGUUUGAAGAUUUUGGAAAUUCCUUUUGGACAGAGAAAAGGAACAUCUCAGUAAUAGGCACUCAAGGUAGGAGGAAAUGGAAAACAUUGUCAGAAACCAGAGAGGGCCUAGUAGCCAUGCAGACCAGAAAACUUCCACCCUCUCUGCAUGUUGGAGCUUUUGAAAAGGCACAUUAUUUCCCUUUUUUCGAGAUAUAAAUUUUGCAGCUUUGAAGUCUAGAAACUUGUCUCCCCUUCACACAUACACAAUUUUGAGACUCCUAAGUAUAUUUUGAGACCAGAUUUUGCAACACUGUUUUCUGUGAGAAAUUUCACACACUGUGUUUUGCAAACUGAAGUACCAUAUACACCUGAGCUGAUGACUUGCUUACCUUUUUACUUUUACUUUUUACAGAAAACCUUUGCUCCCAACAUAAUUAGCAGGAAAAUCAAAGAAGAGUAAGUAGCUUUCUCAUGCUAUGUUGUCUGUGAAGUGUGACUAUAGAGGUUGUAAAUCCAGAUCUGGGGGAAAUAAGGAUUGUACCCAAAGUAGGGUUAAGUAACUUGCUCCCUCAGCACAAGGGUUUAUGCUUGUGCAAUAGAACUCCCCCCCCCACCUCAGAUGCACCCUCAAUCUGUUCUUGGGGUUCCUCCAAACCUCUGGAGCAGAUGUGGGGAGAGCAAUUGCAGAAGGUUGAGUGGAGUAAAGGUUCCAUUGCAAAAGUGUAAAGCCUUGUGCUAACAGAACAAGUGCAUUGGAUGCCGCCCUAACAUAAUAAUUUAGUGCAAAUGUGUAGUUUUCCUAGCUUCUAUCUGCAGUCUAUCCUAUGAGCCAUAUUUACAGGUGGGGGAUCUGUUAAAGAGCUUGGCACAUGUGAAAAUGGUCUUGGAGUAGCUGUCUCUGACAUAUUUCCACAUGCAGGAAUUUGUUACAUUGAAUUUAUUUAUUUGUAUUUAUUUAACAAUUUGUAUACCGUUUAAUCGCAAAAACCUUGUAAGUUAUUCAUCCAUGGGUUUCCCCCCAUCUUCAGUAUGAAAAGCUAUAUUGUGCGCUGUUUCUGCACAUUUGACUUGGCUCAUAUUCACACAUUAAGGCAUCAGACGCUCCUGUAGCUACUGGUGAGAAAUUGCAGGAGUCUUCUGGAUAUAUUGAAGCACAUAACAAGGGCAGGCUGCUUUUACUUUCUUGUGAUUCUGUUUGGUCUGCUUUUUCUUAGGCCAAAAGAGGAAAUUAACAUCAAGAAGGAGAAGAAGGAGCGUGAUCGAGACCGGCAGAGAGAUGGUCAUGGACGAGGCAGAGGGAGGCCAGAGGUCAUCCAGUCUCAUUCCAUCUUUGAGCAAGGUCCAGCAGAAAUGAUGAAGAAAAAAGGUAUGUGGAAGAUUAAUGUGAACACGCCUCUGUGGCCCAGCAUCUAGCAUUUGGGCUUGAACCUGAGACGCUUAUUUCCAAGUCCUUCCUCAUCUCUGGACUCCCAGGGAUAGCUUUGGCCAAGUCACUGCCUCUCGGUAUGAAUUAUCCCAGUCAGUAAAACAGGAAUAUUUCUUAUCUACCUCACAAAGAUGUUAUGAGUAAACUGUCACAGAGUACUCUGUGAAUAUUAAAUAGUGUUUCCAUAGAAAUUAAGAACAGUGCUCAAAAAUACCAGCAAGAGUUGAUACCUUUGGUUUCUGCUUUCUGUUGUUUCAUAUCCUCUUGAGAGUGAUAUAAAAUAUUUAAAACUGGCUGCUGUGGAAAAUAAAGCAAAAGCUGAAGCCAUGUUGGCAGUGAGCAGGCACACAGCAAAGAGGGUGCUUGAUUUAAAUGCAUGUGAGUGAACUGGACAUGCAGCAAAACCGUUGGCCCACGUCUUUGUCACACAUCAGCCAUGGUGGAUGUUAUCUUGGUGAACUUGAAAGGUUAUAUAAGCUGUCCUUUUGGGCAGAAAUUAUUUCCAUCUAGCUGCCACAGAGAAGGGAAAUGGGCCUAUUCUGCCUACUCUACUGAGAGACCAGAUCCAUCAGGCCUUCCCUCCCACAACUGUCACCUGAGAGCAACCAUUUGGUCAGAGGGAAACACAGGAAGCAGGACCACUCGAUCUUCCCUGCUGAGAGGCCAACUCUGUUGGGCUUUUUCUUUUCCUGGUGGGCUUCUUUUCAUCAUAAGUGUUGCUGGUUAACUUUAAGAAUUGGUUCCUCAAUUUGUCCUGUUCCCCCCCCCCCCAAUCUCAUUUUCUUUUGUGUGUUUUUUUUUUAGUUUGUAAGCCUGCAGGCAGGGGCCUUAUUGUUUUUAGUUUUAGCCUUUUCAUCUGAAGUGGAGUGGGAGGUCAAAAUGCUUUAAAAAAAUAAUGAAGUUCAAAACCUUCACACCUAAAGCUCAUCUUUAAUCCUAACCUGCACCAUGAGACCCAGCUCUAUUUUUUUUUUACUGUACUGUAUAUGUUCCAUCUUUCUCCACCACCCCCCUGGGUGUCUAGAUGCAGGGAACUCGGGGUUCUUGAGUAUUUCAAUAGCUGUAUAGAGGAGUUCAUUUUGGAAAGUGGUUGCCAAGGUAAGCAAAACUGCUUGAACUGUGUUUCUUGCUCUGAACAUGCCUUUCUAUCUUUUUUCGUCCUAGCCCUCUGUUCUUGUCUUUUCUCUCUGCUUGUACAACUGAAGGCAUAGCGGCACGCACCAGGCCUCGGGCUUCAGUUUUAAGGAAUGGCUUGAGCAGUCGACUUCACCACACAGGUUGCCCUCAAUUGUGGAAAUUCAAGCUUCAAGGCGCUGUAAUAGCCAAGUUACCACUUGCCAUUCGAGAUAUGUUCUGCUUACAGCCAUGCCAUUCUCUCUUUCGGCACAGGCACCUGGGAUAAGACUGUGGAUAUGUCUGACUUUGGCCCAUCCCACAUCAUCAACAUAAAGAAAGAGAAAAGGGAGACAGAUGAGGAAACCAAGCAGAUCCUGCGCAUGCUGGAGAAGGAUGAUGUGAGUUAGAUGGUGGCUGCAUUUUGGGACAGCCGUGUCUAUGCUGAAUCUUUUAAGGACAAAAAAUGGCAUGUAGCCCAUAAUCUAUGUCCCAGUUAUAGAUGCUGUCGUCUUUCCCAUUUUGAGGCAGGGAACCUUGGAAUCAUCUUUGACACACUCUUUCUCCUACCUCUCCUUUUGGGAAAGGACUGCAGCUUCACGGGAGGGCUAUAGCUCAGUGGUAGACCUUUCAUGCUGAAGGUCCCAGGCUCAGUCCCAGGUUCAGAUCCCCACCUGAAACCCUGGCAUAAUACUGCAUGGAUAAUACUGUGCUACUUGGUACCAGGAGCUCCCUAUGUUCCCCGCUAACCUCCUUACCCCAUUUCAUUUUUAAAAAAAAUCCACUCACAGUUGGCUUCCUUUUGUGUGUAUCCCUUUUUGAGAGCUUUGUUGGAGCACCAGAUGAGGGAAGGAGCUCUUAGGGAGGGUUGUUUAGGAAGCUUGUGAUAAUGAGACCCCCGUGCCAGUAUUGUUUAGCCCUGUUUUGCUGUGAGGUUUGUUUGUUUUAUAGUGUGUAUGUGCAACAGGUUCACUUUUAAAUAAAUGUUUUGUUCUCUAAAACUAAUUUCGCUACACAAUUAUGUGUCAGUUGUUGAUGAAAUAUUAAGAAAAAUCAGAAGCUCAGCAAGCCUGUUUACUGUUGUAUUCACAACAGGGUGUGGGUAUGUAUGUUUUCAUGUGUCCCCAUCCAUAUUAAUAUAAAUAUCUCCUCUCUAUUUAUCUGUCUGUCUAUCUGUAGGUAUGGGUGUCUGGCUACACACCCAUACACCCCACCACCAAGAACAGCUCCCUCAACAUUCAGUAUUUAAUUCAUUUUUUCUCUCCUGUUCCUUUGGUGCCAGUUCCUUGAUGACCCAGGCUUGAAAAAUGACAUCCGGAACAAGCCAGUUCAGCUUCCUCUGGCCCAUUCAGGCUGGCUUUUCAAGGAGGAGGAUCAAGAGGAUGUCAAGCCUUUGAGCUCAAGUGCCAGGGAGGAGGACAUGGAAGUAGACACAUCUUCAGUAAAAGGUAGAUGGUUCAAAUGGAUCUGCUGUGUCCCUCUGGGGAUUAUACCACUGGAUGUCACUACUACAGUCUUGUGGUGUCCUCUCGGACAACAAAGACAUAAAUCUGAAAAGUCACAAAUUUGCUUAAUUUAAUUAUCAUCUGUCAAGGGAGAGCUUGUAUUUGAGUUCCAGGUUCUGGGAGGGCAAACCGUGGUGGAUGGCUGUUGCUGUUUUGCCCUGCAUGUAGAGUUUAUGAAGACGCUUGAACUCAGGACAAAAGGAAGCACUUGGCAAACCCUCGUGAUCAACUCCCGCCCUGAAACCUAUGUCUCCACUGUGGAAGGACGUGUGGAUCCAGAAUUGGACUCAGUGUUAAAACUGUGUUUAUGGAAGACAAUCUUACUCGACUAUGAGCGAUCGCCAAAGAAAGAAAGAAGAUAGUCCAGGAGAACCUAGGAAGUGUUUUUUUCUCCCAGGUGCCAGGGAUUGAAACGGGGGCCUGCAUGCAAACUCUCUGCCACUGAACUGUGGCCCUUUCCCGUCAGAUGGUCCACUAUAGGAUACAGGGUGCUGAAGCCAGCAGGACUUUCCUUAUUUCUCUAGGCUGUAUGCCUUAUGUUUACUUCUGUGUAGAGGAGCUUGCCCAGGAUGCACUUAAUCAAAAGCAAAUAUCCUUUCUUCUCACAAUGCAUCUGUUCUAGCAAAUCUUGCUUGCUCUUGAUUUCUGCUCACAGUAUAUUAUGAUUGCAGUUUGCUUUUACUUUAUCUUAUACAUGCAGUGUGAUGGUUGCUAGUGAAAGUUGUAGACUCUCAUUUCAAAUCUCAGUAACCUGGUGUGAGGCAGGAAAUUGGACCAAGUGACUUCUAAUUUGUCUUUAUGGUUUUAUAAACUACUCAUAUUAUAGAAAUAUCAGAGCAGUGCAUAGAACACCAAAACUAAGUAUAAAAUAUGCAUCAGAAAUAAUCAAGUUAAAAUAGCAGUAGAAGACAACACCAGAAGACAACCACUGGACAAUAAAUAAAAGUCUUAAACAUGUGUCUGAAAGAAGAGAUUGUUGGAGCAUGCCUCAUCUCAGAAGUCAAUAAAUCAUCCAUUAAAGGGACUGCAAUACUGAAAGUCCUGCUAUUGGUAGACACCAUUUGAAUAUGAGAAGCCCUCAGUACCACCAGGAGGUCCUCUCCCAUGGAACAUAGUGACCAGGUAAUGGUGUAAUCCCUUGCAGCUCUGAUUUGAAUUGUUACGUCUCAUUUCAGUGAAAGAGGAGCCCCAUGAUGAAGAAGAGAACCCACUGGUCCUCAGACCAGCUCCUGCAAAGGCACCCCCUCCCUUCCCCCAGGAUGUGUCUGUUGCGGAGCUGCUGCAGCGGCUCAGCCUCUGCAAGGAGGACGAGUUGCUCUUUCUACAGCUACCAGAUACACUGCCAGGACAGCCGCCCACCCAGGACACCAAGCCCAUCAAAACUGAGGUGCAAAGUGAAGAUGGGCAGGUGAUGGUGAUAAAGCAGGAGAAGAACCAGGUAUGGGAAGACUUGAUUCCAGUUUAGAAUAAGAAGUAGCAGGGGGCAGGAUAGGAUGCCGUUGCUUAUGUUGCCAAAGAAGGGGCCAUAGGAAGGGAUGUGGAAGUGUAGAAAAGUCACCCCAUGUGUGGAGUGUAGGGCACAUGACUUCUUCAAUUUAAAAGUUUCUAGUCUUUCUGGGUGCUAAGAUGUACUUGAAACUGUAUGGGCUACACUUCAUGAUGCAUCAGAAGCCAGAGGCCUUAUUGCAUAGAAUUUCCAUUGUUGCCUACUCUAUAACCAGCAGAGGUAAAGUAUGUAAAAUGAGAAAUGGGUCAACAUUGUUUAAUUUGCAUAACUUUCACUGGUUUCCUGAGGUUCAGCUUAUUCAGUUGAAGGCACUAGCUCUUGGUUCGUGAGAAAACAAGGGUGGUUUCUGAAUACUCCAAGAUUGGUUUUCCCAGAAGGAUGGGUGAUGUUUGUAACUUUGUGCUUCCUUUUCAGGAAGCCAAAGAGGCAGAGAACAUCUGCACCCUUGGUGACCUCUCUGAAGGGCAGGUGGGGAAGCUGCUGAUCCGCAAAUCAGGGAAGGUGCAGCUAGUUCUGGGCAGGGUGACUCUUGACGUGACCACAGGGACACCCUGCUCCUUCCUUCAGGUAUGGCUUACUCGGGAAACCUCUCUUUUACUCACCCUAACAGUAGAUGACCUUUCAAAAUGCACAUUCCCUGCUAGCAAGUGAAAUGGAAAUGUUCAAAGGCAGUGUGCCUCUGAAUAGCAGUUGCCAGUGUGGCCAGUGGCAGAGAAGAGCUAUUGUCAUGUUCGUUGGCUUGCCUUUGCUGGUCUGAUCCAGUUGGGCUCAUAUAUUCUUACGGCUCAGUAUAGGCUUUGAUAGACAGGGGAGGGGAACCUCCAGCCUGCAGGACAAUCAGCUGAUGGAUUGAAGGGUAGAGUUAAAUCUAGCAUUGGUUGUAAACACCUGGUUGCAGCAGGGGAUUCUGAUGAAAACCCCUUUCUGAAUCAGAAAGAAGGGAGAAGGAUGAUGUGAAUUAGUUUUAACAGCACCCUUAAUCUGACUUCAUUGUGCCAUCAGGUGAUUGACAGAUGGGCAACCCCACUCACCUGUCAAAUCAGGGUCACGAGGCAAAUCCUCAUGAGGACUGAAAAGGUUCUCUAUCCCAGCCUCAAGGGGACACAGGCAUCUUCAUGAGAUGGAGUGGUAUACAAAAUCAACCAUACUCAGAAAAGAGCUGUUGAAAUUAUUGGAUAUGACUAAAUUAAUUUCAUUGGGCCUUCUCAGAGUAAAGCUUAGCUGGAUUCCCCCCACCCAUGGUCAGCCUCUGUGCUGGAACCAGAGUGUGAUGUGUCUGAGGGGCUGCACCUAAAACAUGCGCAGGGCACUUGUCAAAAAGGUGCUGUCACCAGGAGCCCAGCAUGGGGUCCAGCUCCUUGUCCACUGUCAGUUUGGAGUUUGGGUUUCUUAGCGGUAUAAUGUCUCUUUCCAUAUAUUUUGUCCUGGGGUUCCCAGGGCAGAACACAAAAUAUGCACACACAAUAUGCACACUAUGAAGGUCACUUUUUUGGAUGAAAUCUGGGUUUCCUGUCAAGCUACAUGCAAGUGAGGGAUGAAAAAGUAUUUGUACAUGUUUUUCUGUGAUGGCAACCUCUAUUUUAAAAACAGGGAGCCCUUCGUAAUUAAGUAAAAUAAGUAUGGAUUUAUUUGUUUUUAACUUAGGCAUCAUAACUCGGGUACAAAAUUGGAGAGAGCUCCAGGUUUUUAGGGAUUGGCAAAAGAAAUUCCCCCACAAAGCAUAUUGUUGUCCCCGGUAGUGACAGUGGUACUUUCUCUUCUCUGCUGGACUUCUGGUCCUAUUUCUGUCUGAGUAGGAGGGUGGUAGCUGAAAGCCGCUGCCAUCACCUCUCUGGCAGAUCGAGGGGGAUGGGAGACUCAGUAGGCAGCAGCAGCACCAAAGCACAGAGGAUGAAAGGAAAGAAUGCGUCUGCCACUUCUGUAGGGGGAAUCAGAGCAGUGGUGGGCCCAGCCUCUGCUGUUGCCUGAUGCCAACCCCUGGUUGUGGUCCUGUAUAAAACAGUGCAUAUGAAGUGGCUCAGAGCAUCACUCUACUGGUAAUUGGAACAGGUUUGAGCAUCUCAAACUCAUUCUGUACCGGAGCCACCAAAGGCUUCAAUAAAGGAUCUGGCUGCCUACUUUCCUAGAUAGCUGCCAUUGGGAAUCCUCCAUUAGUCUUCUAGAAAUAAUAACCAACACCUUGACUCUUCUUCCCCAUGAAUUGAUGACCCACAAAGUUGGUAGAGAGCACCCUCUUAAUGCUUCAGUCUCAGAAUGUCAAGGGAUUUUUUAAAGCUAAAUUUGUUUCCCCAUAUCAUAGCUAGGAAGGGACAUGGGUGGCGCUGUGGGUUAAACCACAGAGCCUAGGACUUGCUGAUCAGAAGGUUGGCGGUUCGAAUCCCCGCGACGGGGUGAGCUCCCGUUGCUUGUCCCUGCUCCUGCCAACCUAGCAGUUUGAAAGCAUGUCAAAGUGCAAGUAGAUAAAUAGGUACCGCUCCGGCGGGAAGGUAAACGACGUUUCCGUGCACUGCUCUGGUUUGCCAGAAGCGGCUUAGUCAUGCUGGCCACAUGACCCGGAAGCUGUACGCCGGCUCCCUUGGCCAAUAAAGCGAGAUGGGCGCCGCAACCCCAGAGUCGGUCACGACUGGACCUAAUGGUCAGGGGUCCCUUUACCUUAUCAUAGCUAGGGAACAGUUAAAAGACUUGGCUAAGGAAUUAGAUGAGAUUAUUAACUUUCAGCAUUGCAUUUUCUAAUAUCACAGUGCUUCCAGCUGUGAACCUAUAGGACUACGAUCAUGGGUAGGCAAACUAAGGCCCGGGAGCCAGAACCUGCCCAAUUACCUUCUAAAUCCAGCCCGUGGACAGUCCAGGAAUCAGCAUGUUUUUACAUGAGUAGAAUGUGUCCUUUUAUUUAAAAUGCAUCUCUGGGUUAUUUGUGGGGCAUAGAAAUUCAUUCACCACCACCCCAAAAUAUAGUCCGGCCCCCCACAAGGUCUGAGGGACAGUGGACCAGCCCCCUGCUGAAAAAGUUUGCUGACCCCUGUUCUAGAUUGUACAGGGCUGACCCCUGACUAAGACAACAGGCAUAUAUAUAUAUACCUCCAUUAUUGUGCUAUGUUACUAUUCUGUUAGCAGAAGGAUUUCCACAUUCACAAGAAAGCUGACAAUCACAUCUCCGAUACUAAAAUGUAUGCGGUGCCAUCUCUGUCACUGAAUGAAGAAGGGUGUUGAAGGAGUUGAAUACAGGCAAUGACCAAUUAAUGUACAUUCAGAGGGCACAUGACGAACCCACCAGUGACCUGAAAACGUCACUCAACAUGUCACAAAAAGGGAGGAAUGGGGCAGGGCGCAUUUAUAGGCACUCUGCUGAUGUGGGGGGUGGGAGCGAGAACGGAACCUCCAUGCGAAAUGGUUGUUGACUUUACUGCCCUUAGUUCUGAAUAACAGAGAUGGCCAAAGACAUCUUAGUAUCCGAGAUGGAAGAUGUUAAUGGAGCACAAUCUACCAGGAAGUUCUGCGCAAGUCUUAAUUAAAUGAAUGAGCGCUGUUGACGUUUCAGUAGGAAUUAGCUGCUCCCCCCUGCCUCAUCUGCAGAAAAAUGUUCUUGAUGAGCUAUGGGGUUAAAGAGGAUUUGGUGUUUUAACCCGCUUGUGGAGACUAUCAGAGGUCACAAAGAGAAAGGAAAAAUAUAUGAAAAUAACAAGAAGAGAUGUUGAAAAACAAUAAGAAAGGACUGGAUAGUACUGUGAAUAUCAUAUGGUCAGAUUUGUGGACAUUAAAGCAGCAGCAAGAUGAUGAUUGGAUCCCCUUCGGAACUUGAAACUUGAAAUAUGGGUACCCCCAACAAAAAUUUAAAAUUCGGCUUUGUAAUUUGGAAUUUAUGUAAUUUGGUUUGGUUUGAUUUGAUGUGAUUGGUCGGUUAAUAAAAAUUAUUCUUAAAAAAAAAAAAGAGGAUGUGGUGGUUAACAGCUUUUUCUUUUGCCCUUGGAAGGAGCUGGUGUCAGUGGGCAUUGGAGACAGUAGGAGUGGCGAGAUGAUCAUCCUGGGCCAUGUGAAGCACAAGCUGGUCUGUGCCCCGGAUUUUGAAUCCCUGCUGGAACAGAAGCAUCGGUAGAGAGCAUGGGCUGUGGCAAAGGCCUGUGGACAGGACUGCUCGCCCUUCCUCGAGGUUCCUUUAGAAGCAGCAGUGACUGGCCUGUCCAGAAGAGCCUGGUUCCGAAUCUGGAGAGUGCAGAGGUCAUCCUAAGACAACCUCCUAGACAAGACUUUGCAGUGGAGCAGAACUGUGUGACCACUUGCUGCGUUUGGGUCUCUGAAGCCAUAAAGUGUUACGUUGGAGAUGCUCCAAUGGCCUACCCUUCUCCACAGGUCUAAUUUACAAGCAGCGUAUAGCAGACAAGACUGUGUCACAAUCCCAGGCACCAGAGUCCUAGUAGGGGAUUUGUCGUGUGGGAGAGGCUUUUGAGCAGAGAUUUGGCUGUUCAGCCAUUACCUCCAGAUGAAGAGGAAGGGUGCUCCCAUUCCAAAUGGUUCUUUGGAUUCUCAGGAUGAAGCCAGUCCUCUCUGAAAUUGUUCAUAUAGUUUCCCCCUUAUUUUUGAACAGCUACAAAAUGUCUGUGCAUUUUUUAAAAAGGUAUCUGGUUGCCAGGGCUUGUGAUUUGACGUGCCUGUCAAUACUACUUCAUGUAUGCCAAAAGCAGCAACAGGUUUCUUUAGAGAGGCCAGAAAAUGGCAUGAAGGGGGGCACCGUCCCUCGCCCAGUCUUGUUUUUGGUUUCCCAUCGCCUGCCGUGUUGCUUUCCUUGAUGAAUGUAUGGUGCAUGUGAUGCUGAUAGUGAGUUGGGUGUAUUUUGUCCCACCAGCUGUGCAUCUUGCAUAUAUAACAUAUUCAAUUAGCCUUUGAUGAGGGAGAGCAGUACAGGAGAUGGUGCCGAGAUAAAAUGAAUAAUCACCCCUAAUGGUAUUUUUUGAGGGGAAAGUUUGCCUGUUAAGAGUUUGAUUUGGGCUCUGGAGUGUCCUGAUUUCACCCUCUACCAUACUUUUAGUCUGCAGGGAUGAUGAAGCUGUAAAUCAUGUGCUGUUUAUCGUGUCUGGGAAAUGCAGGACAACAAGGUUGUAGGGCAGGGAUGAGGAACCUCUGGACCUCCAGAUACUGUUGGACUCCCACUCCCAUGGCCUAGUGGUGAGGGAUUAUGGGAUCUGCAGUCUGCCACCACCUGAAGGGCCACAGAUCCCCCAUUCCUGCUGUAAUGGUUUUAUAGAGCAGGAAUUAAAACCUGUCAUCUUCUAAAUGUUUAUUUUUAAAUUCAAGAUGUGGAAGUUAUAAAAAUCUGCUGGAAAAAAGCUAAAUGUUAAUUCAGCUGGACCCCUGCUCAAGCACUGCUCUUAGAUAAGGACAGACUUAUAGGAUUUCUUAAGGAAAACUCAUUGCCGUGGUGCCAUGGCACAAUUGUUGAGCUCCAUCUGGUGGCUGUGUAUCUAUAAAUAAAAAUGAGGAAGUGGCUUUUGCAUCGUGUGGAAAAAGUGGAUAGAGUGUUUUUCUCCAUCCUGAUACUAGAACAUGGGAUCAUCCAAUGCAGCUGAAUAGUGGGAGACUGACGUACUUCAUGCCACACACAGGUAAGCAAGCACUUUGGAAUCCACAGCUUUCCCUAUUUCUUCAAAGCUUGUAUAUAUUUUGUGAAGUGUUUGUAUGUCUCCGUUUUACCUGUUCCUCUGUUCUUUGCAGCUAUGAGACCAGGAGAAUGCCUUUGAGAAAUAUUUUAUUAAUGAAUUAAACUGAGCUUGUUUAACUGCUGCCCUCAAAGCCACACUGCUUCAUCGGAAGGCAGCCCUGUUUAGCGAAGCUUUUAAUGUUUAAUAGACUAUUGUAUUUUAAUAUUCUGUUGGAAGCCGCCCAGAGUGGCUGGGGAAACCCAGCCAGAUGGGCGGGGUAUAAAUAAUAAAUUAUUAUUAUUAUUAGCGGCUAAUUUGAUUUCAACUGAUUACUUUGGUCCAAGAGCAUUUCAUGUACCUUGAAGGAAAGAGACAGUUUGCAUUGCACUUCAGCCUGGAUGGGCAUCAUCCGUGGCAGAUAUGCCAUGACUUGCUUUCUUUCUAGACAUAAAUAGAGAGUGCUGAAUUGCCUCCUCCACCUCACCAUAAGCUUUAUCUCCUCUCAUCUGAUUCCUGAUGUCACUGAUGCUCAGCUUUAUUUGAAGUGAUGACAGUUCUGGAUAUCCAGCGGGACCUGCAAAUGGCAAAAUGAAAAAUACCCUGGAAGGAGAAAGAGACUACUAAAUUGGCAAUAUUAUGGUAGUGAUGAAGUCCUGCUGUCGCAAAAUUGUCAUGCCCAAUUAGGUUCUUUUAAUUUGUUUCGGUGUUUUAACCUCCCUUCUUGACAUUGAUGUGUGUAUGAGUGCAUAUUCCCUGUCUUGACUUUACUUUUUAAACAAUAAUACACUAUUAUAGAGAAAUCUAAUAUUGGUUGUCUGAGGUUUAUUUGUGCCUUCCCUGGAGCACACUGGGUCUCAUCUAGGUUAAAACACCUAAACAAAUUAAAAGAACCUAAUUGGGCAUAACAUAAUUGGUGUUUUUUUAUUAUUAUUUGUGCAAGGUCUACUAUUUAUUUCUUCUUUAAAAAUCACAUUAAAAAUAAGUCUUUAUUUUACACAUAAAAAUAAGUAUGAAAAACAUUAACACAGUUUUUUGGGGGGGGGUUCUUAAAAAUAUUUAUUGGUGCAAACUGUAGACCUUCACAAAGGACUUGGAACGCUUGGCAAUCUUCCUCUUGCCCAUGCUGGCUGUCACUUUGCGUGGGUAGCGAUCAAUGCCAGCCACCAGGAUGUGCCAACAUCAAUAUUCUUAACAAUAACAGCUUUGCUUCCAGAGUAACGCCAAGCAAGGACAAGGACGACUUUUCCUCUUGGAGCUGCAGCAGCGAUGGCACCCACGCCGGAAGAGCAACAUAAUCACAAUUUGAUUAGCAAUAAUGCUGACUUGGAAAUUUAUUAUUGUGUCAUGCAUUCAGAAACGUCCUUGUAUGAGUCUUCUGCAAGCCAGUGCUUUAUAGUUUUCUUUGUAGUCUCUGCUGCUUUGUCGGUGGACUGGACACCUAAAGACUUUGUGUCUGCAGUCACCUCCUGCUCUUGUUGCACUCUGUGAAGUUUUUGUUUUCUCACCUUCUCCUCUCUGUGCUCUGCAAGAGCUUUUGCAUUAGCCAGUUCUCGAUCAAAAUAUUUGCACUGUUUCAUUCUCGCCAUGUCUGCUUUAGCAAGCCAAGUUUUGAGGUCCUCAAUUUCAUCCUUGUUCGAUUCAGCACCUUCAUCAAGUUUGGCCUUGAGAGUUUGCUUCUCUGCAAGUGCACUUUCUAGGCAGUUCUCCUCCUCUAACACAGCCUCAAGGCGGACCACCUCAUUCUUGGAAGCUCGCACUUUAAGCUCCGUUGCCAUCGUGUUUUAUCCUUUCUUUAUCCUGGGAAUUUCUCCUCAAUUCACUCAUGGCAUUUUCCAGCUCUUGGUUUUUCAGCUUCAAACUCUCUUGCUCUCUUUCAAGAGCCACAAACUCAUAAGUGAAUAUGUUCUCCUUCAGCUCUCUGAGCUCACAUAUCAGCUGCUCUUUCUCUAGUCACAGGUUUUCUAGUUCUACUUUUAAGGCUUUUUGUCCUGUGAGAGCAUUAUCCCUCUCAUCUGCUAGGAUUUCACAAAGCAUGACAGAAUCUGCAAAACUCUGGAAGAGCAUUUUUUCUUUUUCUUUUAGUGCUAUAUGUUGACUCCUGAGUAAUGAAGAUUCUCCCUUGGAAUCCAGUGCUGCUGCCUCAGCAUCACUGAGAGCCUGCUUCAUUUAUUCCAUUUCGGCCCCCGAGUUAUUCAAAAUCUUUUUUAGCUCACUAACAUUGUUUUCCAGUGUUUCAAUUUUAUUCUUUUGCUCCUUGAUCUGCAAGUCUUUUGACAUUACUUCCUCCAAACCAACCUCAGACCUUGGAAUCUGUUAUUCUUCAGGAAUUGUAACACUGGCUGUCAUCCAUUGAUCUUCAUAUUCGGAAAACUCUGAGGAUAUAGACUCUCAACUCUGCUGGACAAGGCAAAGACCUUUUAAACUGUUUGGCUUUUGGGGAAAAGCUUCCCGGGAGACAUUCCCCCUCCUUCCUGGUUUAUUGUUCUUGGUCCGCAGGUCACUCUACUCCUCUGUCAAACCUUGAACUCUUCCGAUGAUGCAGAAGUUGACAUCACCAGCAUCUCAGUAAGAAUCCUUACUUUCUCCUCCUCCUCCUUUUGAAGAGCAUUCUUCUCUGAAACAAUCUGUGCCAGUUCUUUUAUGCGUUGUUUCAGGUUCUGCUUGAGCUAUCCGUCUCUUUGCUUUCAAUUCUCAUUUGGAAGAUUGUAUACGAAUGGCUGCUUCCUUUAUUCAUUUUCGUCUCUCCAAAGUUGUGUGCCAGACGCAGACAGGAUCCCGUUGUCUGGUCACCCAAGCUCUUACUGGGUCUGAUCAGUCCAGUGAAGAGUGGUGCAUAUGGAUCUGUGUGCAUGGAUGUGUGUAUGAGUGCAUAUUCCCUGUCUUGACUUUACUUUUUAAACAAUAAUACACUAUUAUAGAGAAAUUUAAUAUUGGUUGUCUGAGGUUUAUUUGUGCCUUCCCUGGAGCACACUGGGUCUCAUCUAGGUUAAAACACCUAAACAAAUUAAAAGAACCUAAAUGGGCAUAACAAAAUCAGUGGUUAAUUCCACUGCUUUACUGCUUGGCAUUUUGCAGUGAGAAUCCCUUCUCCCACUGAAAACUUGGGAUGAAAGGUUGCAGAAUAUUCUAAGCUAUCUGUCUUCAGCUUUAAAUUUAUAGAUCUGUUUAGUGUUGUGAUUCUAGUUCCGCCUCUGGCUGUGCAAGAUGCUUUGUGAUUGCCUGCUUUGGCCUACCCAGACCCCCACAAUUUCGCCAGCACUUCUGUGGGGCUUCUGCUCCUCUUCCAGAAGUUGCUGGCGCUUUUCCUUUCAAGAGUGCCUCAAGAGAAAAAGGAAACAGUCACCAUUUGGAAGUUGCAAUGGUAAAGGAGGUAUGUGCUGAUCACCCAUAGGACACAUUUAAUGAUGCAAGUUGUCUUUGAUAUACCGUGCGGUCUGAAGAGCCUUCAUAUUCAGCGUUCCUCCCUGAACCCCUUUCCGGCCAAUGAGUAUUAGGCAUACAGGGUUGACCAGGACUACAGUGAUGGCAUGGGUGCAGCUGUCUCCAUUGUCCCCAUACAGCUUGGUCCGGAGAUCCAUGGUGUAUUGAUGGGCAUCAGUAUAGAGGUUGUCACGUAUGACCAGACACUUGAGCCCACCAAGGGUCAACCCUUGUGUGAGGAGGAUAUCUCUGCUCCUACCAAGGAGAGCUUGGAUCUCUGGCUUGGUCACUCUGGUCAAUAUGCCACUUCGGUGAGCACCUAGGAGUUGCUGUUGAGCUAUAGAGACAACUGCUGCAUCCCAGCAAAUCCCAUCUCUCAUGAUGCUGUUGAUAUACCUCUGCCAGACAGUCAUUUUGUGAUUUAAGAGUCUGUUAUGGUAAGAUGUAUCCUGCAGCCAGUUGAGCAGGAGGGAUAAAGACAAGCUCUCCUUUUAGGGGUAGGUUGCUUCUUUAGAAUCUCUAGCUGGAUGUUGGUCAUUAGAUGAGCAGGAGCUGUUAUGUGUCCUUUCUGUCCAUCGCAUGUGCUUGGGAAGACGAGUGUUGUAGGCUGAAGCAGUAGGAUGGUGAUUACUUACAGAGAGUGUUUCCUUCUAGCAUUGAUGUACGUGUCUUUUGGUGUCUCAGCCAAGGAUAGCUUGCGAUCAAGUUUUUGGGCACAAAAAGUCUCCUGCAGCAGUCUCCUUGAUACCACCUAUCAGUAGUCACUGCUGGCAGUAAACACCUCCUUUUCAUAACCUUUUUGCUCCUUGCUCUAGAACUCUGGAAGCAGUUAGAGUCUUUCUGGUUGUGAUGUCAUAAUGUUUGUGUCUCCUGGACAAAUCAGGUUGGCCUGUCUUGCUUUACUGCUUACAUAUUAUAAAUAUUAAGUGGUUUAGAAAUCCUUCUAAAUUAAUAAAAUUAAAUAUUCUAGGGUCAUUUGUUGUUUUCUAUACAUCCCAUUGCAUUUUGCAGCCAGUGAACACUUAGAGGCAGCCAUUUUGCUGCACAUCUGCAUUCAAUAACCUGUACAGUGGGACCUCGGGUUACAGACGCUUCAGGUUACAGACUUCGCUAACUCAGAAAUAGUACCUCGAGUUAAGAACUUGGCUUCAGGAUGAGAACAGAAAUCGUGCUCCAGUGGCGCGGCAGCAGCAGGAGGCCCCAUUAGUUAAAGUGGUGCUUCAGGUUAAGAACAGUUUCAGUUUAAGAACGGACCUCCGGAACGAAUUAACAUUUUCCUUACCACUUGGCAGAAUGAUACAAGUGGCUUUCCCUAUUCUGAUUUACGUUGAUUUUAAUCUGAUUCUAAGCUGUAUUUCAGUCAAUUGCUGGAUUUUAUGUUUUAAUGUAUUAUAUA
Messenger RNA from Podarcis lilfordi (Lilford's wall lizard), 31740 nucleotides. The record is from the annotation of a GenBank genome assembly. NCBI's taxonomy places the organism in Eukaryota, Metazoa, Chordata, Lepidosauria, Squamata, Lacertidae.